This is a messenger RNA of Triticum turgidum subsp. durum (durum wheat), 315 nucleotides long. The record is from the annotation of a GenBank genome assembly. Lineage: Eukaryota; Viridiplantae; Streptophyta; Magnoliopsida; Poales; Poaceae.
AUGGUCAUUGAUAGCCAUGCUAGAAUCAACUUGGUUUAUAAUAGGUUCAUCAACUUUAUGUUUCGCCACCGUGCAAUGUACUCUCUCUUUCUCUCACUGAUUCUAUCUAGAGAGCAGUCUAUCGAUAAUCUUCAAGGCCAGCACUGCCACAUGUUUCAUGUUCUCGGUGUACAAUAUAUUACUUGGUCAUGUGACUUGCCUAUGCAAGAUUUAAUUAUUACUAGGUUUAAUAUGGUUGCUGCCAUGCGCAAGUCAGCAUUUACUGAUCUAGUUCCAUAUUCCGAGGAGAAGGGCUUAAAUGAUGUAUGUGAAUAA